This is a messenger RNA of Rotaria sordida, 615 nucleotides long. NCBI's taxonomy places the organism in Eukaryota, Metazoa, Rotifera, Eurotatoria, Philodinida, Philodinidae. The record is from the annotation of a GenBank genome assembly.
AUGUCACUACCGGUCGUUUCUCCAUUACCAUCGAAUACGAACGAUGAAGUAGCAGAAUUAGCUGUUUUUUUUAAUGAAACAUUAGGCUUUUGUCCAAAUAGUGUACUGACUAUGCAACGUCGUCCAGCCAUUGCUACUGCUUUUAUUCAAUUAAACAAAGCAGUGAUGACUAAUCAUGGUCGUGUAACUAGUGCUUUAAAACGUCUUAUUGGUUAUGUUGCUAGUUCGAAAGCAGGUUGUCAAUAUUGUCAAGCACAUACUAUCCUAGCAGCUGAACGUUAUGGUGCUAAUUCAGAACAAUUGGCACAUAUCUGCGAGUAUUCUACUCAUUCUGCUUUCAAUGCUGCCGAACGGGCAGCUCUUGAUUUUGCUGUAGCUGCAUCAACAGUACCCAAUGCGGUAAACAGUUCCAUUAUUGAAAAUCUACGUCAGCAUUGGGAUGAUGGUGAAAUUGUCGAAAUUUUAGGUGUAAUCAGUUUAUUUGGAUAUCUCAAUCGAUGGAAUGAUUCAAUGGGUACUAAUAUGGAACCUGGAGCUAUAAAUGCAGGUGAGAAACAUCUAAAAACACAUGGAUGGUCACCUGGAAAACAUGCACAAACAAAACAUUCAUCUUAA